This is a messenger RNA of Oxyura jamaicensis (ruddy duck), 902 nucleotides long. It is a transcript of the gene GAL, whose product is annotated as galanin and GMAP prepropeptide. The transcript has 7 exons. The coding region runs from base 240 to 665 and encodes 141 amino acids. NCBI's taxonomy places the organism in Eukaryota, Metazoa, Chordata, Aves, Anseriformes, Anatidae. The record is from RefSeq and is a predicted model, not a curated record. Gene Ontology annotation, molecular function: hormone activity. Gene Ontology annotation, cellular component: extracellular region.
UUGCCUCCCCUCCCAGGAGAGUGGCCCUCUGCUGCGGCGGCUCCACAGCCCAUAAAGAGCAGAGGGGACGCAGGGACGGGUGUGCAGAGCCUUGCCGUGCCGUGCCGUGCCCUCAGAGCCGUGCCAGCUCUCUGGGGCCAUGCACUGAGGGCCCCCCCGACCACCACGUCCACGCUGUCAUUGCCUGCCAGCACCCAGUGAAGCGCUGCGAGCAAGAGGCCGUCGCGCCCCAGCUCAAGAUGCAGAGGUGCGCUAGUUUCCUCUUUCUGUCUUUCAUCCUCUGCGCCACCCUGUCAGAAACAUUUGGACUGGUUUUAUCUGCAAAAGAAAAAAGGGGCUGGACUUUGAACAGUGCUGGUUACCUACUUGGGCCACGUCGUAUUGAUCAGCUUUUACUGAUAAAGGAAAUGCCCAUGGCAAGGGGGAGAGAAGAUGCACCAGGGGCAUAUGCAGUAGAUAACCACAGAUCUUUUAAUGACAAACAUGGUUUCACUGGUAAACGUGAAAUACAGCCUGAUGAGGAUAUAAAAGCAGGAAGCCUUGGAAGACCAUUGGCUGACGAAAACAUUGUGCGCACAGUAAUUGAAUUUUUGACUUACUUGCAUCUUAAAGAGAUGGGAGCACUUGACAAUCUACCUUCACCAGAGGAAACAAACCAGUCUUGAAGAAGAAUACGUUUUUAUUUUGUUGUAGUGUAAAUUCAGAUUGAAUUCUAAACAAAAGAUCCAAAAGACCACAAGAUGAGAAGUAUUGUUUGCAUUAAUCUGAAAAAUGGUAAAUGACAUUUUGCCUCUUGGAUUUUCUUUUCUCUCCUGUAAUGUUAUGGUGUAAAAUUUUGCCUUGGUGAAAUUUUUCUGUAGGUAAAUGAUAAAAUAAAAAUAAACAGCAACUACAUUGUUUCA